UGCAGCCCAAGAAUAAUGGAAGACGGGGAAGUUUCUUGCAGUUUCGUGCCCACCGCCGCCGUGAAAUGUAAGAUGUGGAGACUUUAUUACCAGUCCUGUCCAGCAGUAGUCACAUAAUGGCAUGUAGAGGCUCGUGCUGUUGUGGCUGUGGUCCAGUGAAUGAAGAUAAUGCCCGGUUCAUCAUGUUGCUGCUCCUCAUCAUCCUCUACCUCCUUUGCGGAGCCGCGGUGUUUUCAGCCCUGGAGCAUCCGAAGGAGAAACUGGCGAAGGAAAGGUGGGCUCAGAGGUUUGAGCUGUUCAGCCAAAAGUACAACCUCAACAAAAGUGACCUGGAGAACUUCUUGCGACAUUAUGAAGAGGCGAACAUGGCAGGGAUACGGGUGGACACUCUCAGACCGCGCUGGGAUUUUACCGGAGCCUUUUAUUUUGUCGGGACUGUCGUUUCCACCAUCGGGUUUGGAAUGACCACCCCCGCCACGGUUGCUGGCAAAAUCUUCCUGAUCUUUUAUGGCCUCAUCGGCUGCGCGGCCACCAUUUUAUUUUUCAAUCUCUUCCUGGAGAGAAUAAUAACAGUGUUGGCGUUUGUGCUCAAGUCAUGCCAUGAAAUCCAACGACGACGCAAAGGAGUUUUACCUCACGACAGCAGACAAGACUCAAGGCUAAACCAUGAAGACAGUCUUGCAGGAUGGAAGCCCUCGGUUUAUUGUGUGAUGCUGAUCUUAUGCGUGGCAGCAAUAAUCAUUUCUUGCUGUGCUUCGGCCAUGUACUCUUCAAUCGAAGGAUGGCGAUACUUGGAUUCGCUUUACUUCUGCUUUGUGGCGUUCAGCACCAUUGGUUUUGGGGAUAUGGUCAGCAGCCAACGAGCUAUUUACGAGAACCAAACCGUCUACCGAAUCUGCAAUUUCCUAUUAAUUUUAAUGGGCGUUUGCUGCAUUUACUCCCUAUUCAACGUCAUCUCCAUCGUGAUCAAGCAGGUGCUCAACUGGCUCCUGAAAAAGCUGAAGAUACCUUGUCGUCACUGUCCCAGGAGGCCUCUCCGGCCCCGCAGGAACGCAGUCAUGCCGAGCCAUCUCCGAACACGCGUUCGCAACAUAUCCAUAGACACAGAUGCAGUGAACGACAGUGAGACGGAUGGACGAAGACUGUCUGGAGAGAUGAUCUCCAUGAGAGAUUUCCUGGCGGCUAAUAAGGUCAACUUGGCGAUCAUGCAGAAACAGCUGUCUGAGACUGCCAAUGGUCAUCCUCGGCCGGGCGGCUCAACAAACAGACACAAUGGAUUCUCUGGUGGAGUCGGAGCUUUGGGUAUAAUGAAUAACAGGCUAGCUGAAACCAGCGUGGACAGAUAA
This is a messenger RNA of Danio aesculapii, 1346 nucleotides long. RefSeq names its product potassium channel, subfamily K, member 13a (gene kcnk13a). Lineage: Eukaryota; Metazoa; Chordata; Actinopteri; Cypriniformes; Danionidae. The coding region runs from base 117 to 1346 and encodes 409 amino acids. Gene Ontology annotation, biological process: stabilization of membrane potential; potassium ion transmembrane transport. Gene Ontology annotation, molecular function: potassium ion leak channel activity. The record is from RefSeq and is a predicted model, not a curated record. The transcript is spliced from 2 exons. Gene Ontology annotation, cellular component: membrane.